Messenger RNA from Paramormyrops kingsleyae, 3137 nucleotides. Lineage: Eukaryota; Metazoa; Chordata; Actinopteri; Osteoglossiformes; Mormyridae. The record is from RefSeq and is a predicted model, not a curated record.
UUCAAAAGCUUUAAAAAUGUUCAGGGCACCCAUUCAAAGGGACAUGAAUGAGUGUCAGGUGUUCAUUUUCACUUUUACCUUCUGUUAAUUUCUUCUCCAUCUUCACGCUUCCAGGCGGUAAGAGCCUGACAGCAGCGGGAUCUGGUCCCCAGGGGGAAAGUGUCCCAUACACCCUGUCCCUCGGUGUCCACAUAUACUCCCCCAGCACCGUCCAGAGUGUCCAGUCCAACUGCCCCCUCACCCCACUGGAGUUCCUCUCCCAGGAUAACACUGAGGCCAAAGUCAGUCUGUCCCCUGGUCACAAGUUUGACCGGGAUGUAGAGCUCCUGCUGUAUUAUGGUCAGCCUCACCAACCCACUGCUAUACUGGAGGCGGGGCAGCCAAGUGCCCAACCAGGCUCAUUGAUGGGCGACACUGUAGCCAUGUUGAGCUUCUACCCAGAGAUUCCAUCUAUACCAUCUUCUCAAAUGACUUCCAAAGGGGAGUUUAUAUUUGUGGUGGAUCGUUCAGGCAGCAUGGACUGUCCAAUGAACCAAAGCAACUACGAACAGACUCGCAUCAGCAGCGCUAGGGACACUUUACUGCUGCUGUUGAAGAGUCUUCCUGUUGGCUGUUACUUCAACAUCUAUGGCUUUGGCUCCUACUUUGAAUCCUAUUUCCCUGAGAGUGUGGAGUACACACAGGCCAACAUGGAAACUGCUGUGCAGAAGGUGAAGUCAAUGCAGGCUGAUAUGGGAGGAACAGAAAUCCUUCAGGUCCUCCAGGACGUCUACAGGAGAUUGGAUGGUUCACAGCUGAUCGGAGCGUCAGUUUCGAGAACCGUGGACCCAGAGAUGUCCAACGUCCUAGCCGGAGGAGAGUGCCGCCACCGAAACGUGGAGUUUACGAAGCUCCCCCAACAGCAGAGGAAGAUGGUCAUCCUGUUCCACACGCCUACCUCAAACUGGGACCCAAGUGCUGCCAUGCAGCAGGUACAUUUAAAAUUUUACCCAACAUGUCUCCUAAAAAUGACAGUGAGAAAAAAAAUCAAGCAGGUUGAAAUUCCAUUUAAUUCCAUUUGGUUGUUUGUUUUUUCCUUUACAGCAGUAUUGCCAGAUUACUCAGUGUCCCCUAAAAAUAAGAGGUCCAGUUCAGGAAAGUUGCUUUCAAAGAAAAGAUUUCUUCAUUGCAUUUUUACAAUAACACUUUGUUGUUGUUUUUCAGCAGAUCAGUGUUGCUCAGAUGACGAGGAAUCUUAUUGUUGUUUUGGAGAGAACUGCUACCAGGCUGAUCUCGGAGGAGGCAGUUUGCAGUCAGAAGGACAAGGUUCAGUGGUGACGCUGGAAGACGGAAUGGAUUAUCUGUCAGACCCUCCAGAGAGACAGAAAGUUGGGGAUCCUUUGCUGGAAUUGAUCAGCUUACAGAAAGUAGAUGGAUCCUGGGACCUCCAACCAUCGCUGGCCUCCAUCUUUGGAAAAAAGGAAGAAGAAGUGGCCACAGCCUUACCUGGAAAGCCUGAGUUUUUAUCAGUCUGGGCCACAGUGUUGGCAGUUCUGUGGCUACAUGGUCAUAAGAUGGACUUCAAGGAUGAGUGGCAGUUUGUGGCUGCAAAAGCUGUUGCCUGGAUCAGAGCUCAUUCAGGAGCUGAUUUGACCGGGUUUGUGGCAGCUGGGAAUUCAUUCCUUGGCCUCAAGGUGGAGCUGCGGAACCUUGGCCUACAAUAGUGAACCAGACCCUGAAUUGCCAUCAUAUUAGCCUAUUGCCACUGCACGCAAAGCAUCCCAGCCUGCUAUUAUGUUAAUUCUUGAAGUAUCCAUGCUGAUAUCAUUUAAAUGUCAGUUACCUAAAUCACAGUUAGGUGGAAGAAUAAAUUUGCAUGACUUCUAUAUUCAGAUGUAUUUUUAGCAAUGGUAUUGCUAAUACAUGAACUAGUUUAAACCAAUGUAUUUCAGCCCAGUCCUUGGGGACCCCAGACAGUCCACAUUUUUCCUUCCUCCCAGCUCCCAGCCAAUCAUGUUCCUUCCCCCCAGCUCCCAGCCAAUCACAAAUACCAAAUAUCUGAUAUAGGUGUGCUGGGAGCAAAAAAGUGGACCGCUUGGAGGCCCUGGAGGACUGGGUUGAGAAACACUGGCAUUCUGUCACAUAACAGUGAGAACCGUAACAGACACACAUGCAGACCCCAUUGUGAUUUUCUGAGAUGAAAUGCUACUGCUUCCCAUUUUUGACUGUACACACACAAGUUGGCAAAAAAAAAACUGUCCCGCCAGCACAGUGGGAUUUGAGUGAUAUUUGAUAAAUGCGCUAUAUAAAUGCUGUCCAUUUACCAUUUACAUAAAUCCUGUAUAAUGUGUCCCAAAAUGUGGAAACUAAACAUUAGUUAAAAAAAAAAAGCCUUUACAAAAAAAAUGUCAGGUGGUGCAACUAAAAAAUAUUUGACAAUUAUUGUCUUACUCAACCUUCAUAAAGUAACCAUUUCUGUCUGCAAUGCAUCAGUUCUUCCCCCAUUUAUUUGUGGUCAAUAAUUGCAGUUGCGCCGCCUGACUUUUCAAGCUCAUUUCAAAUGAAACAGAUGUCUGCUUGGACACAUGCGCCAACUUUUAUCCUUGAUAUGAAGUUUAUACAUACAGUUUUCGAUACAAAUUAAGUGUUUUAUCGUAUUACAAUAUGAUCAUGGUUUAGCAUGGGUUGUACCACCUGACAUGAAAACCGUAAGCCUAACCAUGAGUUGAAAAUGGUCAUUUUAGUCAGUAUGUAACUUGGAUCUAACUUUUUUCACAGCAUCAUGAAGACGACUUGGGGUCUUCUUUAUGAUGUAACAUCUGGUCCAACAUUUUCUACAUUGACUUUUAAAUAAACCCCCCCCCCCUUUUUCCAAUCAUGUCACCUGGCAUUUGAGGUCAUAUAAAUUUACAGAUGAAUGUUUUUCAGUUAUUUUAAUGGUUUUAUGACCAUAGUGUUUCGCAACUUUUUAUGAGCUUAAAAGAUUUCAAAUAGAAUAAUGCCUAAUAGAUUUUUUUAAAACUGCUUAAAUACGUUUAAGAAAUUUCGCUGCUCAUUUGUUGAUGGUUGUACCACCCGACAGACAACAAUGUCAGAACUGCAUAUUAUUUGAAGGUAUUCAAAAUAUAUUCACAUUAAAGAGGUUUUCAUACAAUAAA